Polyodon spathula (Mississippi paddlefish) is the source of this 2100-nucleotide messenger RNA. RefSeq names its product zinc finger protein 239-like. Gene Ontology annotation, molecular function: RNA polymerase II cis-regulatory region sequence-specific DNA binding; DNA-binding transcription factor activity, RNA polymerase II-specific. Lineage: Eukaryota; Metazoa; Chordata; Actinopteri; Acipenseriformes; Polyodontidae. The transcript has a single exon. Gene Ontology annotation, biological process: regulation of transcription by RNA polymerase II. Bases 1201 to 1992 code for a protein of 263 amino acids. The record is from RefSeq and is a predicted model, not a curated record.
AGCUCAGCUCACUUCAUUUCAUAUUGAGGUUCAAUGGUGCUUUUUUGUUUAUAGCAGUGACCAAACAUGCCUGAUCCUUACAUAAUUUGAAAGGACUUUUGCAGCACAAACUAUCCAGUAGUUAAACAUAGAUAAAUGCAAACAGUGCAAAACAGUCUGAAACAGGGCUGAGUGUAGAAUUAAAAACAAGAAAUGGAGCGCUAGUUAAAAAGAGAAGCACCUUUAUCUCAUGCUGUAGAAAAAGCUUCACGUCAGGCAAUGGAGAGUGCUCUGCCUCACAGGGAUGAACAGCUGUUAGGUCUCCUGAAAGCAGCUGCUUCCAAAGCAACACCAGUGUGAAUGAUGAGAGUCAAAUGUAUGUAGUUUUUUAGAUGCAAAAGUGCUUUUUUUGCCAUCCCUCCCUACAAUUUUGUAACCCCUCCAUUGGCUGCAGCAUAGGGGGGAAAGCCCCCCAGCGCGCACACGUGAAAUUCAAGCCCUGGAAGAUCAUGCAAAUCUAAGUGGCUAUGCAAAGUCAUGUAAAGCUUUGAUAGAAAGUGAACUGCAUCUGUGCGGCCGCGGCACGCUGGAAGGGACCGCUGCUUUAGAUAGCAGAAGCACGGCCAUGGAAUUCAGAAAUCCUAACCAACAGCAAACUAAAACAAAAAUGAGAGAUUAUUAUUAUUAUUCUAAAUUUACCGUUCUGUUUACACUGGAAAUGUGUCAGAUUUCACAGAAAACGCGGCGAAGGCGAGUGACGGCAGGAAUAUUAAAAUUGAAUGCAUUUGUCAAACAUCAGAAUUUGUUUGAAUUUGUUUUUUUUUUUAUACUAUGCUGUAUGAAAAAGAGGACUUAUUGUUGCUUUAAACUGUUACUGUGAGUAUUAUUUUUAAGCAUUUUAACUCGAUAACGAUCAGUGGAAUUUAUCCUUGUUAGAAUUUGCACGGUCGAUGUCCACGCCGGGGUUUGGUUUACAACGCUAAUCCCCAGCGUGUGCGUGUCUGUGUGCAUGCAGACGACUGUGCAGGUAUUUUGCAUAUGUACAUUUGUAUUUGUUAGUCAGGUAGGUGACGUGUGUUUAUGCCAGGCAGCUAGAACUGAAGAGCAGGUCCUGAGUAGUUAAAGCACCUUCAUCUGAAAUCACACCGGAUUCUAGUAACUGCAAAGAGAGCCCCUUUUAUAGAAAAAGAAAAUACUCAUAGAAAAAAAAAGACAAAGAAAAUGUCAUUUGAAGUUGCACCUCUUUGUAUUAUUAUUUUUAAAAAAAAAAAAAUUUGUGUCGUGAUUUCCACAGCGGACGUGAAUCAAAGGAUUGAGAGACCGACGAGAAAAACAAAUCAAGAAAGACUUCCAAAGAAAUCGAGACACGGGGAAGGAAAAGACAAGCCGCCUCCUCCUCCUCCUCCUCCUCCUCCUCCUCCUCCUGGGCGACGCGGGCGGGCGUCCAAAUCGAAGCGGAAAACAAAAAAAACGAAACCCCCCCACCAGUGCGCCGACUGCGGGAAGAGCUUCAGCCAGCCGGGUCACCUGAGAAGACACUACCAGGUCAUUCACAAGGGAGAGACCCCUCACCAGUGCGGGGACUGCGGCAAGCGCUUCAGCCGACCGGAGAGCCUGAGGAGGCACCAGCGCAUUCACACGGGGGAGAACCCCUACCGCUGCCGGGAGUGCGGCCGCGGGUUCAACGAGCUGCAGAACCUGAAGGUGCACCACCGAACCCACACCGGAGAGACCCCCUACCACUGCCCCCAGUGCAGCAAGAGCUACAGCCGCAACGAGAGCCUGAAGAAACACCUGCAGAAUCACAGGGGCGAGGAUCCCUACGUCUGCGACGACUGUGGGAGGAGCUUCAGCGGCUUGCAAUACUUCAGGAGGCACCAGACGGUUCACGAUCGAGAGGCUCUGCGUCUCUCCGAGGACAGCGGGAAAGGGUUCGGUCCGAGGCAAAGCCCGAGGAUACGGCAGAGAGUUAUUCACGCGGCCGACUUGCCCCGCGAAGGCGGCCAGCUCUAGAAGACCCGCACAGUAAAGCUGCACUGAGAGACUGUGCCGUUGCCAGGACUGAGCUCUGCACAGAAAUCGGGCGAGGGUUGCAGGGCGCGAAAUAACGGAUGCCACUUU